CGUUCAGGGUGAGGUCAAGAGACUUACCUCAGCGGGUCCGCGCGGGAGAUUCUUUGUGUUCGGCGGUUGCGGCUCGCGGAGGUUGUGGGGCAGCAGUGGCCGGCGCGGCACCGCUCUAGGAUAUAAAAAAUGGCAAGUCCAGAUAGAAGUAAACGGAAGAUAUUAAAAGCCAAAAAAACAAUGCCUGCAAGUUGCCGGAAGCAAAUAGAGAUCUUGAAAAAGUCAAAGAAUGUUGUUGAAGCACCGAAAACAGCAGCUCCUGGGAAUAAUGUGUCAAGUGAUAAUCAGAAUUCAAGUACUGGUAUCAUUAGCAAAUGUAGACAUUUUGAAAAUGAUGCUUCUUCAGUGGAGUCUUCCAAAAAUUCAGUAUGUUCACCAAAAAGUAAAUUAUUUUCUCAGAAUUUAAUAAAACCACGAGAAAUUGUUGAUUCAGAACCAAGAUUGGAAUACACUGAAGAACAAGUUGGGUACCCUUAUGAAAAACCAAGUGAAACAAUACAGUCUCCCGGGAAACUCUUUACACAAGAGGCAGAAGAUUCACAAAACACUUCUGAAAACCAUUUUGAAUGUCAGGCAAAUACAACAAGAUCCUGUUUUGAACAUGAAGAGAAUUGUGAUAUGAAAUCCAUUUGCUGUCAUCCAUCCAGGGAACUGACUGGUGUAGUUCAAAUGCCAAAGUCUUCAAUAACCAAUACCUUGGAUGUUAAGAGAAUUGAUAAGAUAGUUUCCUAUUUAGAAACAAACUUCAACUCUGAGUUACAUGAUAAAAGGCAAAAUGACAUUUUAAGUUCAGAUACCCCUUUUGUGCCUGUAGAUAAAAUACCUAAGUUGGUAAAUUCAGUCAUUUCCAGUAACUGUGCUGCUGACAUUUUGAAAAGUGAAGAAUCCUGUAGAACCUGUCAUUCCAGCAUUUUAAAUUGUCAAAGUACAGACACAACGUGGCUGCCCUCACUUGACACUGAUAGUAAUAACAGCCAUAAUCAAAAGAAGAGGAUGUUUUCAGAAAGCAAAGAAAAUGUUAAGCGUGUGAAAACUUCAGAGCAAAUUAAUGAAAAUAUUUGUGUAGCUCUGGAAAAGCAAACGGCAUUGCUGGAACAGGUCAAACAUUUGAUUCGACAGGAGAUCUGUAGUAUAAAUUACAAACUAUUCGAUAACAAACUGAAAGAAUUGACUGAACGUAUUGGGAAGACACAGUGCAGGAAUAAACAUGAAGCAAUAGCUGAUCAACUCUUCGCAAAAAUAGCAAAACUUCAAAGACGUAUUAAAACGGUAUUGUUAUCUCAAAGGAAUUGUUUGGAACCAAACACAGUAUCCAGUAAUACCACCUGCAAGGUUGCAAAUUCAGAGACUAUGAAUUUGGAUAAGAAUACAGAGUCGGUUAAUAGUCCACAGGAAAGAAAAACUUCUGUGAACUCGGAACCUUCUAACCCUUCAGAAAAAGCAAGUGAAAAGGUUAAUGUGUCACGGGAUCAUAAUGAGGCUGUUUCUGAAAGUAACGAUGAUGAUGUUGUGUUGAUUUCUGUGGAAAGUCCUAAUUUGACAACUCCAGUUACAUCAAAUUCAGCAGAUACUGGAAAAAGUACAUUAGGAUGUUCUAACGAUUCCCCUGAUGCUGAAAGUGAAGCCAUGCUUUUUCAGGCUAUGGAGAAGAAACUUGAUUCUGUGAUUGACCUGACAAAAGAAGGCCUGUCAAACUGCAGCACAGAAACUCCAGUAUCCACCCUUGAGUCACCUACGAAAGCUGUUUCAGUCUCAAAAGAGGCAACCACAGUGGCACAAAAUGCAGCCCAGGUUCCUGAAUCCUUUGAGCACCUGCCACCUCUCCCAGAACCUCCACCACUACUACCCGAACUCGUGGACAAAAUCCGAGACACGCUUCCUCCCCAGAAGCCUGAGCUGAAAGUAAAACGAGUGCUGAGACCCAGGGGCAUUGCCCUGACUUGGAACAUCACCAAAAUCAAUCCCAAGUGUGCCCCCGUGGAAAGCUACCACCUGUUCCUGUGCCAUGAGAACCCUAAUAAUAAGUUGAUUUGGAAGAAGAUUGGAGAAAUUAAAGCUUUACCACUCCCAAUGGCCUGCACUUUAUCUCAGUUUUUAGCUUCCAACAAAUACUAUUUUACUGUCCAGUCAAAAGACAUUUUUGGACGAUAUGGGCCAUUUUGUGAUAUAAAAUCUAUUCCUGGGUUUUCUGAAAGUCUUACUGAAGGAAAAAGUACUUGAUAAUUGUGUAUUGUACAUGUUUAUUUUUUUCUAUUUGAGUUGUUUGUUUACAGUGUUCUCUUAACACUAUUUGAUGUCUUAAAGGCCAGUUCAGAUUGUGAACCCUUUGUAUAGGGACAGUCCUCUUCCCUACGUUGUAAGCGGCCUUCAUGAAUUUCUGAUUUGCACUCAGUAAGUACUGCCAAAGGCUAUGUUCUAAGACAUACACUAUCAUGGACUCAUGUCACUAAGCUGCGUUAAAUACAGUACCUCUGGUGACUAGAGCUGCUGCUGCUGUCAGAAGCCCUGGGGUGCAGGCAGCCCCCAUUUCCUCUGUUGACAGUCAGCUUUGGGGGCCCUGCUUAUGGUCAGUAUUGGUGCAGGAAAAUUCAGUUCUUUACUGAGACCAGAUCAUCCCUGGGGUGCAUCUCCACCACAAUUUUAUGAAAAUGUCUUCCCAUUCUCUUCAGAUUCUAAGGGCUAUGAAUUUGUGCCCCCUUUUUGUCUCGGUCUAUGUCAAUCAUUUGGGGAAAUAGUCUAGAGGUUUUUCCCUAAAUCAGUUUAUAUACUCAAACUGUGUGCUGUGCACACACAAAAAAAUACAGUAUCUCUUAUAAAUUAUCCAACCCACUAAUUCAGUUGAGAAAAAUGGACUUGUCUGCCUUAGAUGUAAGGCUUUAAUUUGCUGGUUCCCUAAUGCAACCACCACCACCCCCCCCCCCCUUUUUUUUUUACUUAUUUCCUGGCUGCCAUCAUUACUCAGAGGAAGAACAUAACUCCCAUAGGUGUGUCCUCCCUCCAUACCUCUGUCUUCAGGCACACUGACUGAAACCGUGGCUCCGUAAGUCGCCCAAGAAACUUGACGGUCAAGCAGACUUGAUGAGUGUGGUUGGUCAGGACCCGAUGGGACAAAACUGUGGAUAAAUAAUACCAGGAUGCUGAGAAGACAGAAAAAUAACUGUUAGCGUGGAAGUGUGUUCAAGAGGCAUUCUUUCCUGGUACAUAGACAAAGUUCAGGCUUCAGAGGCUCUGAGGUUUAGACAAUUGAACAGGGAAUGUUUUUCCUUGGCAUUUUGUGAAUGCCUUCACGCCUUCCAUCAUAAAUAAAGCUGUUAUUUUCCAGUC
Phacochoerus africanus (Common warthog) is the source of this 3324-nucleotide messenger RNA. RefSeq names its product activating transcription factor 7 interacting protein 2 (gene ATF7IP2). NCBI's taxonomy places the organism in Eukaryota, Metazoa, Chordata, Mammalia, Artiodactyla, Suidae. The record is from RefSeq and is a predicted model, not a curated record. Gene Ontology annotation, cellular component: nucleus; transcription regulator complex. Gene Ontology annotation, molecular function: protein binding; transcription coregulator activity. The transcript is spliced from 11 exons. The coding region runs from base 130 to 2220 and encodes 696 amino acids. Gene Ontology annotation, biological process: regulation of DNA-templated transcription.